UUUCUCGAGUAACUGCACAGCGUUGGUGUAGACGUGCCUGAGAUAUCUUUAGCACAAAUUUUUCCAUUCAUAGUCCCGGCAUUCCUUCAAUGCAUGUGAUUGAUAAAACUAUAACCGCGUAUCGUUUUAUUUAAUUACGAAAACUUAAUAAAAUCAAAUCAAAUUCAAUAAAUUUAUGUAAGAAGAAAAUUCAGUGUCCGUGAUAUAAACAGAAGUGAACACGGUAUUUUUAAACAGCUAACAUGGAUAACGUUCAUGAUCCAUAUUUGAGACAUUUGUUCGAUGGUAACCCAAUAUACAAUGUCUACAAUAAUGAGUUCAUAAGCUUAUCAGCCGGAGCACCUGGUCCUGACUUAUUAAAAGAUUGUGCAGAAAUAAUAAAUAAAUCCACGCAGCAUAGAUUGAAAGAAGAGGAGAAGGAAGGGAAAUAUUAUCUCUUUCAAUAUGGUAUCACAGCGGGUCUUUGGGAAUGUCGCGACGAGUUAGCCAAAUUUUUAAGCAGACGAUAUGGCAAUUCCGUAAUGAGAGAGCAACUGAUAUUAACAUGCGGUGCAUCGCAUGGUCUUCAACUGCUAUUGAAUACCAUACUAUCACCAAACGGCAUUAUCUUUGUGGAGGAAGUUACUUAUAUGAUUGCUCUCGAUGCUUUUAAACAAUUUCCAUUAAUACGAAUAGUUACAGUGCCAAUGAAGGAUGAUACAGUGGAUCUAGAUGCACUCGAGAAACUCAUAAUUAAAGAGAAGACAACAGGAAACUUUCUUGUGAGCAAUCAGAAAUUAUUUUGGGCGAUGUUUUAUACAAUACCAACUUUUCAUAAUCCAACCGGAAUGACAUUGUCACAUGAUCAAUGCAAACGUUUAGUCGAGAUUGCACGAAAUAAUUCCAUACUCGUAGCCUGCGAUGAUGUGUACAAUUUGCUUUAUUAUGGACAAGGAUUUCCGCCACGACGCUUAUUUUCUUACGAUGAUCCAAACGAUUCAAACUAUAAAGGAGGGAAUGUUGUAUCAAAUUGUUCAUUCUCCAAAAUUCUUUCGCCAGCGAUUCGCUUUGGAUGGAUCGAAAGCAGUCCGCGUAUCAUAAAUAUUAUAAAAACAUCUGGCAUAAUGUGCAGCGGUGGUGGAGUUAAUCAUUACGUUUCUGGAGUGAUUGCGAGUGCGCUUCAUGAAAAUCUCGACGAGUAUCUUGAUAAGAUUAUAAAGAUUUAUAAGGAACGAUUAGACACGCUUUGUGCGAUUCUGGAUCAAUUUCUGCCAAAGUGUUGCUCAUAUCAGCGACCAGAAGGUGGUUAUUUCGUUUGGCUUCAUCUUCCCUCAGAUAUAGAUGCAACCGCAUUCGUCAAAUGGUGUGAAAAGGAAUACAAAGUAUCAGCAAUACCAGGUCCUCGAUUUUCAUUCACAGGUGGAGCAAAGAAUUUUUUACGUUUAAGUAUAGGUUUUCACACGAAAGAAGUUUUGAAGUUUGCAACGCAAACUUUAUGCGAGGCGCUCUUAACAUAUAUUAAACAUCAAGUCAAUGGUACAAAAGAUGUUACAAAUAAGAAUUGAUUCAAAGGCAUAAACAAAUAUUUAAUUGGAUUAAUUUUUUAAGAAAAGAAGUAUCUAAAGAUACGUACACUAUCGAGUACAGUAAUUUUUUAGACAUUAACUACUUCAUAUUUUAUAAACAAAAUAAAAAAAAAGAAGUAUUACAUA
Wasmannia auropunctata (little fire ant) is the source of this 1691-nucleotide messenger RNA. RefSeq lists its product as uncharacterized. NCBI's taxonomy places the organism in Eukaryota, Metazoa, Arthropoda, Insecta, Hymenoptera, Formicidae. Gene Ontology annotation, biological process: biosynthetic process. The transcript is spliced from 8 exons. Gene Ontology annotation, molecular function: L-2-aminoadipate:2-oxoglutarate transaminase activity; pyridoxal phosphate binding. The coding region runs from base 243 to 1544 and encodes 433 amino acids. The record is from RefSeq and is a predicted model, not a curated record.